Molecule: messenger RNA, 4665 nt
Organism: Betta splendens (Siamese fighting fish)
Lineage: Eukaryota; Metazoa; Chordata; Actinopteri; Anabantiformes; Osphronemidae
Gene: ptprr
Product: protein tyrosine phosphatase receptor type R
Exons: 16
Coding region: 321-2492 (723 amino acids)
Biological process (GO): protein dephosphorylation
Molecular function (GO): protein tyrosine phosphatase activity
Source: RefSeq, a predicted model, not a curated record
UCUCUCCUCCUCUCUCCUUUCUCCUCCUCCUCCUUCCUUCUUCCUGCCUCCUCUCUCCUCCUCCCUCCCUCCUUUCUCCUCCUACUCUCUCCUCCUCUCUCCUCCUCCCCCCUCUCGCCUCCUCCUGCUUCUCCACCUGAAGCGGUCUCUCCCAUCCGUGCUCUCUGCACCUCAGAUGGAAGAAGCCUGCGCUCCUGUCCGGACGAGCGGCUGUUCCUCCCGCAGACGAGCCGCCGUAGGACACCGCAGGGCGGGGAAGCAGCGUCUGCUCCGUCCUGCUGCUGCAUGGUAGACACGGGGAGACGCCGCCGCUGCUGUUGAUGCUUAAUUACAGCACCGAGAAGCUGCAGCCGAACAUGAGGCUCCGACCGGGAGGCUUUCGCCCCGCAUGCCUGCUCCUGUGUCUGAUAUGGACGCAGCUGCGGACGGCAGAAUCGUCAUCCGGUGAUCGAGAGCUGCGCCUCCUUUCUUCUAGUCGGACUAGUCGUCUCCCUCCAUCUUUGUACCCGCGGCACCAUGUGUCCGAGUCCCACCCCCACCACCUUCACCCCCACCAUCACCGUGCGCUCCCCGCCCGCUUGGCCAAAGUGAUGCCGGCUGCUCUCCUGGGGUUCCGGUUCCGUCAGGAGCCUGGUGGUGAGCGCUCGGUCAACUUGUUGGCACAACCACGCCAUGAGGUGCAGCCAGAGCACGCGGUGGUGUCUGCACGGCAUCUGGUUACCGUGUACCUGGCCGUGGAUGUGCGGAGGCUCAACAGCAGUCUUCUUCGAUGGUUUCGGGAAGGGGUGGCGGCAGCGCUGGCUGUUCCUGCUGGACAUGUUCACAUCAACCGGCUGAAUGAGAAAGAGAACGGCAUCGAGCUGUUCGUGUCCUCUGAUAGGCUGGGGAUCUCAGAGCCCCGCCUCGCCGAGGAGGUGAUCCAAUCGCUGAACGUCAGAGUCCUCCAUCGACAUCUGGGACACUUCGGCAUCACUGAGGUCUCCACCGAGAAGAACGUGCUGCAGGGUGAGCAGAGGGAUCACGUGUGGAACAGAGAAGGGUUUUACGCUGUCGUCCUCUUCUUCACCGUCUUCGUCAUCAUCAUCACCUGCUUGAUGGUUUUGUAUCGACUGAAGGAGAAGGUUCAGGUUUCUAACAGACAACUGAAAGGUCCUUCACUUGACCUCCACCUGACCCUUACCCUCCCUCCAGACUCUGCCCAGAGGUCAAAGGGCAACAAGGUAGUGACGUCAAGUGACGGAAGCAUGGUCCAGGCUGAGCUCCCGCCAACUGUAGCCACGCCCAUUCCCCAGCAGCAGCCAAUCGCAGCCUGCCGCCGCCUCACGCCACCUGUUGCCCCUUUGCCGCGCCCUGCUCCCGGCCACGUCCUCGUUGUCAACUGUAACGGUCACCCCCCCGUCACCAGUAUCGCCCCACUGUCAGCCAACGAGCUGAAGCCCUGCCCCUCGCCCUUCAGGAUGAAACCUGCAGCAGGUCUCCAAGAAAGACGCGGCUCUAACGUGUCUCUGGUGCUGGACAUGUCGGCCCUCGGCUCGGUGGAGCCGCUCAGCGCCGCGGUGGUGUCGCCCAGAGAGGCGGCAGCCAGGGAGUACCUGCUGUCCGCCGGCCGCCCGCUGACGAGGCAGCAGCUACGAGACGCCGUCAGCAACGCGCACAGGCUGCAGGCCGAGUUCGCUGAAAUUCCUAUGAAUUUCGUUGAUCCCAAGGAGCUGGACAUCCCAAACCAUGGACCCAAGAACAGAUACAAGACCAUACUGCCCAACCCUCACUCCAGAGUGAUCCUAAAGUCGAAGAGCUGCAACGACCUGCUCAGCUCCUACAUCAACGCCAACUACAUACGGGGUUACCUCGGCCAUGAAAAGGCUUUCAUCGCCACCCAGGGUCCCAUGGUGAACACCGUUAACGACUUCUGGCAGAUGGCCUGGCAGGAGGAGUCACCGGUCAUCGUCAUGAUCACCAAACUGAAGGAGAAGAACGAGAAGUGUGUCCUGUACUGGCCAGAGAAGAGGGGCAUCUAUGGGAAGGUUGAAGUGCUGGUCAACAGCGUGAGAGAGUGUGACCACUACACCACCCGCAGCCUCACGUUAAAGUGUGGAAACCAAACCCACCUGCUGCAGCAUUACUGGUACACGUCAUGGCCCGACCACAAGACCCCCGACUCUGCCAUGCCCCUGCUGCAGCUGAUGGCCGACGUGGAGGCCGACAGGCAAACGGCUGCUGCUGCGGGUCCAGUCAUUGUCCACUGCAGCGCCGGGAUCGGCCGCACCGGCUGCUUCAUCGCCACCACAAUAGGCUGUCGGCAGCUGCAGCUGGAGGGAUCGGUGGAUGUGCUGAGCAUCACCUGCCGGCUGCGAGCCGACAGGGGUGGUAUGAUCCAGACGUGGGAGCAGUACGAGUUCGUCCAUCACGCCUUGAGCCUGUACGAGGCCCGACUCUCUGCACAAACGGACAAUGAGCAGAUUCCACAGCAGCGCGUCGCUUACGCCAGCUGAAGGUUUGCGACUCUCAUUGACCAGCGGAGAAAAGGUAAAGCUUCUGGAACGGAAUGUAUCUCCUCUUCUACCUAGUUUCUUCUUCAGCUGAGAGCUGCUCACGUCGCCUCUGCUAACUGUUUUCUGUUCUGAUUGAAUUGGAUGAUGAAUUGCAAACUGUUUCAGUGUCUCCUAGCUUUUUAAAGCUUUAGUUGGAAAUGACUGUUAUCUGGCUGCACCUCGGGUUCAGCUGCUCAGCCACUGCCUUCCUCAGCUCUCUGCCUGCUACAAACACAAUAAAUAAUGAACACGUGCAGAACAUGAACAUCUGUGUUUUCAGAAGAAGCUUCCUCCACAGAGGACCGUCUCUAUUGAACUCAUUUCAUCAGACUAACAUUCGUUCUCCUGGUGACUCGUGGAGGGCUGAGGUCACACGUGAGGCUCUAGACACACACAUUCAGAAAGCUCAUGAACCCUGCUGAGCGCCAGCAGCUCAGUAACGUAUAACAUGUAACACGUGUGUAACUACACACAUGGCAAUUAAUGGAUGCUCACCUGUGAACUCAAGCAAUAUUCAAUUAAACCAUCCACUAUAAACAGUCAUAUCCAGGCUGAAGGUUUUCCCCAUGUGAACGUGCUUUGUGUGAAAAAACUGUGGUGAUUAUUGCGAUCAUGUUAAAACUCGGUAAUAACAGGUGUGUUUACGUUAAAACUAGAGGCCAAAUCAAUGAGGAGAAACGGAGGCUCAGCGCUGGCAUUGCACUACGUGAACACUUUAUAGUCUGGUAGAGUAGAAACCCUUGUUGUUGCUUUAUACCAAAAAUGUGAAAUGAUGAUCAUCUCAUUACUAUGCUGUUGUAACUGAUGGUUUCCAGUGACUGUGUUAUUUUGGUGUAGCAGAGUAAUAAUACCUUUAUUUUUAUACUGUUUUUUACUUUACUACUUGUGUUUAGCAGCCAACACAUGAAGGCUUGUUACGCUGUUCACCCGGACAGUCGGGCAGUGGCUGAUGGGAUCCACGUCUCUGUGGAUGAGUGGGCAGAGGAGAGGAAUAGUGCAAUACACAGCCAAGCUGGAACACACAUGUAAAGGUUGUGUUUUAUCUGGGCCUCAUCUUGAAGCAGUAAAGGUGAUGCUCCUGCACCUUCACUGUCCCUUAUGGUGCAAUAAUCUAUAGUCGUUCCUUCCUGUCCAGACCUUCUGGGGUAACAGUGUACAAACCUCAGCGUCCCUGAAUUUCAACAGUAUCAACUGUCUUGAAAGUGCUGAGGUGCUUUUGGUUGUGACCCGUGUUUAGAGAGCUGAGGUUUCUACUAUGAUAACAAUGAGGAACAUUCCAUGUGUGGAUGACAGCGUUGUACAGGAAAUGUCAAAGUGCUAUUAAAGCCGGUGUGGGCAGUUCCCCCCUCAUCUACAGAGACGGACGUCGACACUGAAUGAAGAUGACGUCCAUGUACUGAUCCAAUGGACUGGUUGUGAUGCCAUCAGAACCAUCACUGACCCACACUGGACCUCAGACUCUGAAAUGACUGAAGGACGACAGAGGAAACUUCCAGCCGCUGGCGCCACAGUGGGGUCCACGCAGGCUGCCUCUGGCCUGCUACUGACAGAGUACUGAUGGAGUACUGACAUGGUACUGACGUACUGUGUGUACUUACAGACUGUGUAUGUACAGCAGCUGGUUCAUGUCCCGUACGGUUUGUUGUUCACCUUUGCUGGAGUUUAAAGGGACCAAACGUUUUAAUCGUUUCAUCUUAUGAAACAUAAUUCUCCUUAAAGGUCACGUUCUGCGUUUCCUCCUAUUGUUUCUAGGUCAUUUGUCUAUUAAAUAGCUAAACGCCUUUAAAUGUCUUGUUCUGUUUAUCUAAAAGGUUCCUGAUGGUCCAAAUGAUAACGUCUUAAUUUAGACUUUGGUGAAAGAUAUAACAUAUUUUAAACAGAAAAGCAUCUGAAUUAAAUCUCUGUUUAUUUAUUUAUUAUGCUUUUUAAAUAUUAAAUGCUUUGUAAAACAAAACUAUGGCCCCGAUACAGAAAUCGUCCCUUUAAACUCCAGUUCAGAGGCCGAUAGUUAAUGUACAGUAUGUUCCCAAUCAACUUGUUUGAAUGUUAAUAUAGCCAGAACAUUAGUGCUGUAAUAAUCAACAUACGCUGUGUACUGCUGUAACGUGAACAUAAAGAUUGGACGGACAGACGA